CGAGCACACUCGUCGCCUCGACCUCGGCCCGCCACUACCACAAGAAGCCGCUGCGCCACCCGCCGUCGUCGCCGCGCAAGGUCAUGAACCGCCCGCGCCCGAUCGAGCGCCGCACGAGCACGAUCGGCCUGUUCAGCUUCGGGCACGGCUAUCGGAACGGCGCGGAGGAGCAGACGGGCGAGAUGAGGACGGCGGGAGGGCAGUCGGGUGGGCGUGGCGACGAGGAGGAGCGCGACCAUGACGAGGAAGGGUCGGCCGAGGGAGCGACACAGACACUGACAGCUCUCUGCGCGCAGCUCGACGACGGCGACUCGGACUUUGAGGACCUCGAACCCGACCUCGACCUCGAACCCGUCGCCCAGCGCCGGUUCGCCCGCUCGCCCGCACCCUCGCCCGCCUCGUCGCGCUUCCUGCGCUCGUCACGCACCAGCAGACGCCUCGGCCUGUCGCUGCUCAAGUUCGGCGGCUCGACCUCGGCCGACGCCGCCGCGAAGGGCCGGUCCUCGCCCGUGUGGUACGCCCAGGCGCGCGUCCGCGUCGAGCCGUCCUUCGCCCUCGCUCCCGCCGCCGACGACGACCACUGCUCCUCCCUUGUCGACCCCCACACCCUCACCUCGCAUCGCCCGGGCCCGACGCUCUCGCCGUCCUCGUCACGCCCCUCCUCGGCGGCCAGCAGCACCCUCUCGAGCUCGAGCGACGCCUCCUCGGCGCAGGACCUCGCGACGGCCCAAAUCGUCGUCCACGCGCAGUCGCGCUCGAGCUUCGAGCAGCAGGAGCACGAGCAGCAGCAGGUCGAGCUGGGCGCGUAUGCGUACCGCCGCUCGUCGGUCGGGACGAUCGUGCCCCGCCUGAGGGCGCUCGAGCCCAUGUCGCCGUUCAAGCCGCGCUUCGAGGCGGUCGACGAGCCUGGACCGUCGUCGGCGUCGCACGAGACCGGCGGCGCGCACGACAAGGACGCGGGCGACCCCUCCCUCGCGCUCGCGCACCUCGGCUCGCCCGCCUUCCGCCUCGACUCGGACGACCCGACGGCGCUCGCUGCGCUCCGCCGCGCAGGCGAGCACGUCUUUGGCCCAGCGUCGUCGGCGGCGUCGGCUGCGGCGCGCCCGGCGCCGCAAUGGGCCGCGCAGCAGGGCGCACGCGCGCUCGGGCCGCCGCCGCCGUUCGGCGCGACGAGCGAGGGAGGGCUCGAGGGCGGUGAGGGGCCGCAGAGCCCUGGGAGCCCGGACAGCGCGAGCAGGCUCAGGGCUGGGGCGGGUUCGAUGGGCGAGGGCGGGACCGGCAGCGAGCGGGGCAAGACGGGCGCAGAGCGGGGGAGCGGAGCGAGGAGGGUGCUCGGCGAGAGGCAGAUCUGAGGUGCGAGGAGAGGGGGUCGCUUGCGGUCGUCGAGUGCAGUGCUUUUGUGUCGUGCUCUUGCGUCUCGCUUGGCAAUACAGUGCGAUUUGCCGC
Rhodotorula graminis WP1 is the source of this 1446-nucleotide messenger RNA. RefSeq lists its product as uncharacterized. The transcript is spliced from 2 exons. The record is from RefSeq and is a predicted model, not a curated record. Lineage: Eukaryota; Fungi; Basidiomycota; Microbotryomycetes; Sporidiobolales; Sporidiobolaceae. Bases 84 to 1352 code for a protein of 422 amino acids.